Messenger RNA from Uranotaenia lowii, 6145 nucleotides. It is a transcript of the gene l(2)gl, whose product is annotated as lethal(2) giant larvae protein. NCBI's taxonomy places the organism in Eukaryota, Metazoa, Arthropoda, Insecta, Diptera, Culicidae. Gene Ontology annotation, biological process: regulation of protein secretion; establishment of spindle orientation; cortical actin cytoskeleton organization. The record is from RefSeq and is a predicted model, not a curated record. Gene Ontology annotation, cellular component: cytoplasm; plasma membrane; cortical actin cytoskeleton. Gene Ontology annotation, molecular function: myosin II binding; GTPase activator activity; syntaxin binding. The transcript is spliced from 9 exons. Bases 1184 to 4765 code for a protein of 1193 amino acids.
GCUUGAGUGGUCCGUUCGAUUGCUAGCAGCAGAAGUGUUUGAUUUUUCUGUGUGACGCGGCGCGUUGGAACAACUUUAACAAAUUUUCAAAUUCAAACACCAAAAUAAAAUAACAAAACGGUGCCGGCAAUUCGUUACCGAUAGUUUGAAAUUUCCUAACAUAUUCACCCAGUUUGUUAGUUCAUCAGUGCCUGUUGUUACGGCACGAAGAGAGAAUAAAAAGUGAUUGAACGGUUUUGUUUUCUUACUUCGCUAAGUUCACGAUCGCCGAUGAAACCCAUUAAUUAAACGCUGUGGUGCAGUAGUUAUACACAUAUAUGGUACAUUCCGGAGCACAUUUGAGUUUUUGAUCUUGAGGUUCCAGCUGUGCGCAAAUUGACGGAUUGGCACACACAAGGAGUAGAUCGGCAGCACCAAUUCAUCAUCAGCUCCGCGGCCAACGGGCUCUAUGAACUGUUGCUGUUUCUGGAUUUGUCCGCCAUCGCUAGCCAGUGGUGUUUCUCCCGCGCACAGAUACAGUCCCCCCUUUCGAGAGGCUCCAAUCCAUUAGGCAGCAGAAGGAACCGAAACCUCCCUACCGAGACCUGGUAGUAGUGCCUGUGACCUCGAAACAGACCGAUUCAGGUCCAUCCAUCCUCAGGAAAAGAAACUGCUCGGAACGGGAAUCACCACAGUUCGGAAACAGCUUCAAACGGGCAUAGUUAAUUGAACAACAGCAGCGAAGCGUUUUUGGUGGUAGUGCUUAGGUUUUUUUUCGGUUGAUUUGCCGUUCGGGCGAAGAGAAAUGGCAGCUUAGCUCACCAAGUUCAGUGCCAGCAAACAGCUAGAAACAGAACAAAACGAAUUGAGAAGAAAGCGCGAGAUUCGUGUUGGGAGAUAAAUCUGGAAACAUCAGUGAUCCCGCGGCCAUCGAAGAAGCUGAGUUUAGAAAAGCACGAACGCGAUCAUCCUCUGUUACAACUAGUGGGGCAAGAGGCUAGAGGUUGUUUCUUCUAAACACACCGGAGGCGCAGAAAGUGAAGAAAGUAGUGCUAUUGAUAUUCCAAACACCCACCCACCCAUAGACUGGUGUGGGAGGCUUGAAUGUGUGUUGUGUUAUUCUCGAGCGAGCAAUAGUGCAUUUUCGUUUAGACGUGAAGUGCAAUCGAAUUGAUUCCCGAAGCAAAGGUUCGGAGCAGCAACAAUGUUGAAGUUCAUCCGUGGCAAAGGCCAACAACCUUCGGCCGAGCGGCAGAAGCUGCAGAAAGAGUUAUUCGCCUUCCGGAGGACGGCACAGCAUGGCUUUCCACAUAAACCGUCGGCAGUGGCUUACGAUUCCGUCAGCAAACUUAUGGCCAUCGGAACGAACAGUGGCAUCAUCAAGGUUUUCGGUAAACCCGGAGUCGAGUUCUACGGUCAGCAUCCAGCCACUAACAAUGCAUCGGAUUCGGUCGUACAGCUGCUGGAGUGGAUUCCCGGAAGUGGUCGGCUGCUAUCGCUGACGGCCUCCAAUCAGCUUUUUCUGUGGGAACCGACCGGCACUGUGCUGGUCAAGAUCAAGGACCUCCCGUUCGAUGGGAAGCUGAAAAAGAUUUCCUCCUUGUGUUGUUCGUACAUGAAGGACACGGUCUGGAUUGGGACAGAGGGUGGCAACGUUUAUCAGUUUGAUAUCAAGAGUUUUUCCGUGCGAGAACCCGUAAUUUACCAUGAUGUAGUCCUGGAGCAACUACCUCAGUCGUACAAAUUGAACCCCGGAGCGAUCGAGUCCGUCAAACAGCUGCCGAAUAAUCACAACCAACUGCUGAUCGCAUACAACAGAGGAUUGGUUGUGUUGUGGGAUCUCGAGACUUCUAACGUUAAGCAGUCGUUUAUUUCUCCGGGCCAUGGUCAAAGUGUGGGACUGUUUAUUACUGCCUGCGGAACGCAAUUUACGUGGUAUCAUGCCGACGGUUCUUUCGCCACCUGGGACCUUGAUAGCACAAUUCCCCCGGAGAAUCAAAAAUACGUACCAUACGGGCCGGAUCCCUGCAAAGCUAUCGAUCGGCUUAUUCGCGGCAAGCGGGGGCUUUAUGAGUUGGUUGUGUUCUCUGGCGGAAUGCCAAGAUCGGCCUACGGUGAACACCAAUGCGUGUCCGUUCACUGUCGCGAUGGCACAAAAGUUGCCUUCGAUUUCACCUCGAAGGUUAUCGAUUUCUUCGUAACCUUUAAUGAUGAAAAACAAGAUCAAGCUGAAGUAUUAGUAGUGCUGUUGGAAGAGGAAUUAGUUGCUUACGAUUUGACCGACGAAACUCUGCCACAAAUCAACGCACCUUACCUGCAUUCUCUGCACGCUUCCGCUGUAACUUGCAAUCAUCUGGUUUCCAACGUAACUCCGGAAGUUUAUCAGAAAAUCGUUCAAGCUGGCGAGAUCCAAACAGCAGAAUAUAGUUCCAACCCAUGGCCAGUUGUAGGUGGAAACCUUCCGAAAUCAAAUGACGAAGAAAAACAAGAUUAUGAUAUUCUUAUCACCGGGCACGAGGAUGGUUCCGUGAAAUUCUGGGACUGUUCUGACGUUUGUUUAACGCCGCUAUUGCACGUUAAAACCGCACCACUGUUCAACAAUAGCGACGGGUUCGAUGACGACAAUAAUCUGAACAAUUCUACCGAACAGUUGGAUGAUGGUGAGCCUCCGUUCCGAAAGGCUGGUCAAUUCGAUCCGUACUCAGACGACCCGCGACUAGCGGUCAAGAAAGUGCAACUGUGUCCCCGAACAGGUACGCUUAUAAUAGCCGGAACCGCUGGUAACGUUGUGGUGGCUACCCUGGAUCCUUCUCCGGAGGAACCUGGCCCGCUAAAGGUAACUACGAUGAAUUUGGUUAGCGAUCGCGAUGGAUUCGUUUGGAAGGGUCACGAUCAGCUGAAAGUUAAGCGUCAAUUGCUAGAGGAGAAUCAGCCGAUACUGGAUGGAGUGCAUUUCACCAGUGUGCUGCAAGUUCUUCCACCAGCAGCGAUCACUUGCAUUGCCGUUCAGAGCCAGUGGAGCUUGGUUGCCGCCGGGACUGCUCACGGGUUGGUGGUGUUCGAUUAUCACACACAGAGUCCAGUUCUGCACAAGUGUACCUUAAACCCUAAUGAUUUAACUGGGGCUGGUGAAACGCUGUCCCGGCGAAAGUCCUUCAAGAAGACUCUGAGGGAAUCGUUCCGUCGUUUGCGCAAAGGUCGUUCCACUCGUAACAACCCAAACACCCAAGCCACGACACCGGCCGAAACGCGACCAGUAGAACGGCAGAUCGAAGCACGCCCCGUAGACGAUGGCAUGGGAUCGAUGGUGCGGUGCCUUACGUUUGCCCAAACCUACCUUACCAACGGACCCGCAACCAUUCCGACCCUAUGGUCCGGUACAAAUUCAAGCUGUGUGUCUGUGUUCAUACUGCAUGUCCCUCUUAGACAACCACCCGCAGCCGCUUCGAAUAACGAAGCUAGCGUCGAUGCUGGUGAUAUCCCACCCCCGAAACCGAUCACCGGACAGUUGGCCAAAGAAAUCCAACUCAAACAUCGUGCACCCGUUAUCGGUAUCGCUUUAUACGAUCAGAAUGGUCUUCCCUUGGAGUUUUCAACCCGUCCUAGCCCAGGACCUCACAAAGUGCUGAUUGCUACCGAAGAACAAUUCAAGGUGUUUUCACUGCCUCAACUGAAACCGGUCAACAAGUACAAACUGACUGCGCACGAAGGCGCAAGAGUUCGUCGCAUAGCCUUCGCGACAUUCAUGUGUAACGUCCCGGCGGGCUCGCUUCAAGUAAGUCCCUCCAAAUCAGGGUCUAGACCAUCGGUACCAUCAGCGGCAGCGGCCGAAGCAUCUCCAGAUUCUGCACAUAACACGAGUUCAGUUGAAUCACCGGCUGAUACUUCCGGCACAACCCAUUGUGAAAUAAGCCUGCUCUGCUUGACUAACCUCGGCGAUUGUUUGGUGCUAUCGAUACCGGAACUGAAACGUCAGCUUAAUGCAGCCGCCGUUCGAAGGGAAGACAUCAAUGGAAUUUCUUCGCUCUGCUUUACCAGUCGUGGUGAGGCGCUGUACAUGAUGUCUUCGUCGGAGGUGCAAAGGAUAACUCUGUCCACCACCAAAAUCGUUACGCCAGUCGGUUUUAUUGAACUGGAAGAUUGGUCUCACCAGGUAGAAGAAGACGCAGAGGAAGUGGAACCGGAUUCUGAACCCGCCACCCCGGACGACGAUGGGGUCGCUCCUCCUGUUGCGUUAGUAGAGAAGGCAAUCGACGUGACCAAGCCGCUCUCGGUGGCAAUUUCCACGGUCAAUGGAACCACCAGUGGCGGCGGUGAUGGACUUACGAAUGGAGCAACCAACGGAUGUAGCGGAGCUAGCAGUGCGGACGAAGCGUCACCAAACAAAGCGAACGAAACCAUCACAAGCUCGAUCGGGGACAUCACAAUCGAUUCGGUGCGCGAUCACCUGAACUCGACCACGACUACCCUGUGCUCGACAACUACCGAGGAGCUUGUCGGUCGCCUUUCGGUUCUGAGCACACAUUCGAACAACGUAUCGUCGUCGGCUAAAACGACCGAAAUCACCGCUCUCAAUUCGUCAAACAUUAAGGACCUUAAACUUGUAGGUGACUCAACCGAAACGGCAUCGAAUUCGGUUAUCAUCAAGUCAGUCAUCACAACGGUAAAGCACGGUACUGGACACGUUAACGGAGAGCAGCAAACAACCUCUUCAUCGACGACAACUACGACGACGUCAUCCGCUGGCGGUGGCAUCUCGUUGCUUCGGAAGGAAAGUCAGUUCUAGAAAGAAAAUUAACACUCCCCACAUACAUGCAACACGAGAAAAAAAAACAGACAAAUCGAGGGAUGUGAUGGAUGUACUGUUACUGUAAUUGUUGUUUUAGUUUGAGUUUUUUUUUUGUACCUAGAUACUAUCAUCCAGGAAACAGCAAUAGGAGAGCGUAGGGGCACUUCAAAAAGGGCUCUUUUAUGAAUUUGGACAGACUGGUUUUCGUUUGAAAGCAGUCUUUAAUACAUUUUAACUUUACUCAAAUAUUUGCUUGCAUAUUGAGAACGCAUUUUCAUUUUCUUUCUUGUCUUAUACAUCAAUUAGAAGUGAAUAGAAGUUUGUUGAAGCGUUUAUCGAAUAGAAACCAAAAUACAAAAUUUAAAUAAACAAUUUGUAGUUGUCAUCUUCUGAAUUAGAAAUUUUUGUCAAACAUAGCGUUGAAUGAAUUUCAACUGCCAGCACAUGCGAAAAUGCCUUUGACAAACGAUGAUGUUCAUUAUUUUUUACAAACAAAAAACCUGUUGUAAGGAAAGGAUAACUUCCAAUGCCAAUUCUGCUAAUAAAACCACAUCGAAUCGUACCGAUUUACUUAUUAUAAGGCGUAGCUUACGAAAAACGAUGCAUAUAUUUAUACAACUCUAUUUUAUACAAGAGAUAAAACAAAACAAAAAAACAUACUUACUGUAAGAAAAAAUGAAAGAAUAACGUCGUGCACGAACGGUGUCUGUUUUUUAAACAUAUUUUUAAUACUGUUAAAAUAUUGUACGUCAGCAGCGUAAUUACAAGAUUUCGGAGUAAUAUAUAUAUAUAUAUCUAUUUUAUUUUUAUUCGAUUGAAACCACUUCAUCAAUUGAAGACUUAGACGCUAGCUGAUAAAAAGAAGAAAAAACAUAAUGAUAACAGAAUGUGAAGAGAACAAAUAUCUUCUAAAAGAAGUCGCUAUUGUUUCGUGUAUUAUUUCUGCUUAAACUAUACCGUGUUAGUAUUACGAUGAAGUUGAUACAAUCGUUAACGUAUAAGAAAAGAAGAAAGAAUGUUUCCUUAAGCAAAUAAUUACUAUAUUUAUUUAAAAAAAAACGUUCGAUCUAUAUCACUUUCUAAAUCCCGUCCGUUAUUUUUUUUAAACGGAAGACGACUUAAGUAGAAAUACCUAUAUGUAUACACAAUUCUUAUUAAAGACGAGUGAUACACUUUUCACUAUAAAGCUAGCAGUGUUGAACAUAAGUAAAAUUGAAACAACUGUUUUCGAUGCAAUUUAUACCUAUGCGUAAUAGAAGCUUGUGUGAAGAGUUAAUAAACCAACUUUAACAAACAGAAGACCCACACAAAAGUACUAAGAUGAUCGACGAACGAAUAAUAAGCGAAAAAAAAUUAAACUUUAUCAAGCUUGGUUAA